AUGUUUGCGGACCCGAGUCGCGAUUCGGCUUGGUACCACCGAACCGAACCCUGCCUCGAUAUUCGCCGCCGCCUAGUUUUGUCGUUACAGCUCAUUCUCGCCAGAUGCCCAUCUCUGACUAGCUCCAAAAACAGGCUUCGCGACAAGACGUACUGCCAUCCGUCUCAUGCAACAGCUGACUGGACAUUCCUCGUCGAUCAACAGCUGGCCAGCAUCGCCACCUGCUCAUCCUUAUUUGCAAAUCUGUCCGCUACUCAGUAG
Molecule: messenger RNA, 261 nt
Organism: Akanthomyces muscarius
Lineage: Eukaryota; Fungi; Ascomycota; Sordariomycetes; Hypocreales; Cordycipitaceae
Exons: 4
Coding region: 1-261 (86 amino acids)
Source: RefSeq, a predicted model, not a curated record